AUGCCAGAGGGGGUUAUUGAGCGCCCACUGUCCCCUUCCCUCCCCAGGGACUGUGGCCAUGAGUGCCGGGUGUGCCGGGUGACCAUGGUGAGCCUAACGGACUACGCCAACCACAUCUCCAGCAGGGUGCACAAGCAGCGCGUGGAGACGGCGGAACGGGAGGGUGCGGGGAACGACCAGGAAGAGGAGUACUUCGACAAGGAACUGGUCAAACUGAUCGAGAACCGGAAGGAACUCAUCAGGUAAGAGAGGAUGAUUUUUGUUUGUCUGUCUGCUAAAGGUUCUCAUCUAACUCUGCUGAGUAGGGAACAUGGGUGAUAAGAACGUCUCAAUGGUCAUAGUCUGAUCAUAAUGUAGAAACCAAACGUUGUUGUUUGUCUGAGGUUUGGUCUGUCUGUCUGGACUAGUGGACCAUGUAUAGUCACAUUCUGUGUGAUGGUGGUCAAGGCUUCUCAUUUAGCUGUGACGUGAACCAUACAUGCAGCUCAUAGAGGUAGGUAGAGAGGCCUCUAGAUGAAUAGAAGGCAUCAUGCAUGUCACACACGCCGUAAUGGCACAGCGACAAAGAUGAGUCCUCUUUUAUAUCUCUAUGGUUGCUGCUCAUAGAGCCCAGGGCGGAGGGAGGGAGGGAGGGAGGGAGGGGUCACAUGUCAGAGUUACGGACUAAAAAAAGCAUUACAGUCACAGCACCCUCUCUCCCUCUCUACAGCCCGGCAACAUUCCACACCAUGCCCUCUAUGGCUUCUAGAAGGUGUUCACAGAAACCGUCCUCUCACUGGCCUAAUUAAUAUAUAGGAGUUGAAAACCGUCCUCUCACUGGCCUAAUUAAUGUAUAGGAGUUGAAAACCGUCCUCUCACUGGCCUAAUUAAUGUAUAGGAGUUGAAAACCGUCCUCACUGGCCUGAUGUAUAGGAGUUGAAAACCGUCCUCACUGGCCUGAUGUAUAGGAGUUGAAAACCGUCCUCACUGGCCUGAUGUAUAGGAGUUGAAAACCGUCCUCACUGGCCUGAUGUAUAGGAGUUGAAAACCGUCCUCACUGGCCUGAUGUAUAGGAGUUGAAAACCGUCCUCACUGGCCUAACUUAAUGAAUAGGAGUUGAAAACUGUCCUCUCACUGGCCUAAUUAAUGUAUAGGAGUUGAAAACCGUCCUCACUGGCCUGAUGUAUAGGAGUUGAAAACCGUCCUCACUGGCCUGAUGUAUAGGAGUUGAAAACCGUCCUCACUGGCCUGAUGUAUAGGAGUUGAAAACCGUCCUCACUGGCCUAAUUUAAUGAAUAGGAGUGGAAAACCGUCCUCUCACUGGCCUAAUGUAUAGGAGUUGAACAUAUGUUUGGUUUUGGGGCAUCUCAACUUAGUAAUAGAUGAUAAUGAUAGCUGAUUAUAAAGAUAUUGAUAAGUUAUCAUUUUUUAUAUUGAUAAUAUUGAUAGAUAAUAAUAGCACUGAAUGUUGCCUAUAGAAUGUAUGCUGUGUCACUCAGUUUCUGCAUUGCACCAGAAACUGCAGCCAUGAUCACGGGCUGCCAAGAUCACGGUGCUGCCAAGAUCACGUGGCUGCCAAGAUCACGGGGCUGCCAAGAUCACGGGGCUGCCAAGAUCACGGGGCUGCCAAGAUCACGGGGCUGCCAAGAUCACUGGCUUAACCUUUCUGAAGAGAGGGCUGAGUCACAGAGAACAUAGCGGCGGUAGGAUGUUCAGUUGGAAACACAUCGGCCUUCCAUAGACCUUUGACCUGUGUUUCUGACCUACAUAUUAUAUGCCACAGGUUCCACACAGCGUUGAAAGACUAAAGGCCAGGGGAUCAUCAACUCAAUUCUUGAGCGGAUGGUUGGGGGUCCGGAACAUAAUUACAAAUAGCAAUUACAAAAUGCAAAUUGACCGCAAGAAGCCCAAACAGAUAUAAUAUUUGACUAAAACACAAUUAUAAAUCCAGCUUACGUUUUUUUUAAAUGAUCACGUGUCUCUCUAAUUAAUCUUAAGAGGCCGAAAGGAUGUUUGAGCCUUGUCCAACUAGAGCAGUAGGGGAAGGUGUGUUACGAUCGUCACCAGCAGCAGUUGGCUUGCAGCUGUCCCUGCCCCGCCGCGUUUAACACUCUGGGCUUGGGCCCGUCCCAAAUGCCACCCUAUUUCCUAUAUAGUGUACUUCUUUCGACCAGAUACCCGAGGCCUCAUGGGGGUUAGCACUCUGGGGCCCGUACCAAUUAACACCCUAUUCCUUAUAGUGCACUGGAACCUGGUCAAAAGUAGUGCACUAUACAGGGUGCCAUUUGGCAUGCACCCUGGGGCACAGGAGGACCAUGCCAAAACUCUGGGGGGGAAAUAGAUAUUGUUGCUAGGCAGAUAUUGUUGCUUUCAAAUGUCACAAUUAGUACAGUUACAUGCACAUAAUAAUACAUUUUUAUUGUGAAUAGUCAGAUUUUUAAUAUAAUAGUUUAAUUUGAAUGUUUACGUGCUUUGCAAGAAGAACGAUUUCUCUAAUAAUCCUGUUUUUACAUGGACACGUCUGAAAUCAGGCUACCUGAUGGAGAUUUUCUGCAUUGAUCAAAAGUCCAAUCAAUUUAAACGUUCUGCCACAGCGACCAUGUUAUUUUUGGGAAGCCUAUUUGAUUCUGAGUUCGAUGCAAACGUUCAGUUUUUCCGAAACUCACAUCAGUGGCUUUAUAGGAGGGAAGCUUACUCUGCUGAUACAGGCACAUAUCAAACACGCCGCUGGAACUCUGAUCCACGUGUCCUAAUCAUUUGAAAGAUUGCUCAGAAAAUCAGCUGUUUUAAUCCGCGUAUGCUUACUUCGAUGUUGACCAUACGGCAGAUUUUACGAUAAGCAGAGUAAGGUGUUUGCAUGACUAAUGCCAUAUUCGGGCCUACUGCCAUAAUCAUUUAAAUAUUGAAUUAUUAGUGUGCACGUGAACGUACUACCUGUCAUCAAACCACAGAUCAUGAAGCCCCUGUAGACUAGAUCUAUGAAUGAUUAUUUCCUGGACAGUCUCCAAUGUUCCAGUACAAUCCCAUGGUGCCACAGUAGUAGUUAUAUCAUGAAGGGUAGCAUUUAUUGAACUGGGGCUUGUUGUGAGUGAGCUUUGACUUACACUUGUGUUUUCUCUCAUCUCUCUAGGAGAGAGGAGGAGGAGAGGAGGAGAGAGGAGCAGGAGAGGAGCAGGAGAGAGGAGGAGGAGAAGAGGAGAGAGGAGGAGGAGAGGAGGAGAGAGGAGGAGGAGCGGAGGAGACAGCAGCAACAGAUCCAGAAGUGGAGUGACGCACGGCAGUACUUCUGCCAGAAGGGGGCGUCGUGGGGCUGGAGAGACCCCAGCAACACCCCUCCACCACCCCCUCCUCGAAAAUGCAAAGGGCCCGCCUGGCAGGGGUGCUGGGACUGGAGCUCAAUCCCCGCUGGGGGUCCAGGUCCAUGGGGGACCCAGGAGGACAUCAGGUUUAACUGGCACAACAGGAAACAGGGCCGCAGCGCCACCUGGCACGCCCAGCAACCACCCAACUUCUCCAAGUGGAGCGCUGGAGGGAGGGGCAGCGGCAGCCUGCACAGCAGGGAGGGAACCAAUAAGAGAUGGGAGCAGGAGGUGUAUCUCCACCCCCCAGCCCAGCAGCAGAGAGGAGGGAGGGGACCCUGGCAGCAGAACAGCAGAGGAGGUGGUACCACCGGUCUAUACAGCAGCAGCAGCAGCAGAGGGGGUAACAGACCGCCUGGUCUGCUUGCUGACCCUGUCAUGAGAGAAGGGCUGAGUAGCACAGAGUCUCUUCACAGGAUGGACUUCACCAGCGACCAGCUGGCUCCAGCCGGGUCCUUCGACCAUCUCCGUCAAGACGGUCAGGAUGACGGUAGGAAGGGUGGACACCAGAACAUGGCCCAGGAAGGGCCAGGCGGUGGAGCAGAACGAGAUCGUAACAGCGUCAUGGGGAUGGGGCCCAAGGCGUUUGGUAGUAAUCCUAAACUAGACAAGGCCUGUCGCUGGUCACCUUAUCCGUCCCAUAAGGAGACUCACCCCCACCCUCAUCCUCCCCCCUCAGAGAGGCACCCAAAGGGUCCUCCUCCUCCCCCAACCCUCCAGACCCAGACCCCCCAGAUCCCCUCGGCCCAGGGCAGAGAUGUGGACCUGAGGCCCAGACGCGACAUAGCGCUGGAGCCCCACUGCUCCUCGGGUCUGAAGCCGACCCAGUCCAGAUGGGACCAGCGAGCAGCACCGCAGCAGAGGUCUCCUGAUCACAUUGUAGAAGGGGGGGAACACAGGAAGCGUAGAGACGUCUCUACCAGGAACAGUCUGAGGACAGACUCCUCCUCCUCUGGGUCCACCUCCACAAGACGGAGGGCAGCUAAGCCAUCAGAGUGCCUUGAGAAGGGCCUGUCCUUCCCUUUUACUACCAGCCCCAAGACCCACCUCAGUGGGGCCUCCAGCCCCACCCUCAACCUAGCCCCCAGUCCCAAGACCCACCUCAGUAGGGCCUCCAGCCCCACCCUCAACCUAGCCCCCAGCCCCAAGACCCACCUCAGUGGGGCCUCCAGCCCCACCCUCAACCUAGCCCCCAGCCCCAAGACCCACCUCAGUGGGGCCUCCAGCCCCAAGACCCACCUCAGUGGGGCCUCCAGCCCCAAGACCCACCUCAGUAGGGCCUCCAGCCCCACCCUCAACCUAGCCCCCAGUCCCAAGACCCACCUCAGUGGGGCCUCCAGCCCCAAGACCCACCUCAGUGGGGCCUCCAGCCCCAAGACCCACCUCAGUGGGGCCUCCAGCCCUAGCCCCUCUACCACCCCCAGCACCCAGCUGAGCCGAGCCUCCAGCCAGGACUCGGACCAGCCCGGGUCGUCCAGACACAGCAGCCAGGAUUUGGGGAGGAGGCUGGGAUCAAAGUCCUCUACCCCACAGCAGGACCAGGAGCAGCAGCUGGCUGAGAUGCUGAGGAGAGCCAAGGAGACGCUGCUAGACAAGAGGAGCUCCGUGGAUCUGCCUGCUGCUGACCACAGGACGGAGCGAGAGAAGACAACGAACUCUAACGACCAGAGGAUGGAGAACGGGGAGAGGAAGACGGUGCUACACAUCGAGGAACCGCAGCAGCAGGUGGAGAGCUCUGAGGGCGUCAAGGUCAGAGCCAACAACAACAGACAGAAUAGAAGGAAGACCUCUAGACAGACCAGACAGGACAGAGCUAGCAGCAGCGCUAACCCAGCUGGGGACAGUGAGACGUCUCCCUCAGACAAUCACCUUUCUGUCCAGUCUGUCCAGGUCAGCACCUCCACCAUGGAGUCCCCAGGUGGGGCUGCGCUCUCUCUCUCUCCCAGGGUGGCUGGUGAUGGAGAUGGAGAGGAGGCCAUGGAGGUAGCAGACGCAGGGUUGUGGUCAGACAGUGACCCCUUGAGAACCAUCGACCCUAACCUUGACCUCCACACGACCUCUGACCCCUCCUCAGGCUCCACCCUGACCAAACCCAGCCUACCCCUCGCCCUAAAGAGGGACCUCACCCGACACAUCGGCUCCAAGACCAAGAGCGGCAGCCACGAGCCCAAUCUGAACAUCGCCCGGCGGAUCAGGAAUGUGAGCGGGACGAGGAGAGGGGAUGCGGAGAAGGAUUCGGGUCUGAAGCCGACGUUAAGACAGCUCAUCAGCUCCUCGGGGUCACGGCGCUGUGUCAACUGGGACCAGGUGUACCAGGAAGUCCACAGGAAGAAGCAGGAGCAGGGGAAAGGCAUGCCCAGGUGAGAGGUCAUCUGGAGCAGGAUGUAUGACGCAUCUCAUAGUAGCCUUUUAGAUUAGUAAUAUACACUGAGUGUACAAAACAUUAAGAACGCCUGCUCUUUCCAUGACAUAAACUGACCCGGUGAAUCCAGGUGAAAGCUAUGGAUCCCUUAUUGAUGUCACCUGUUAAAUCCACUUCAAUCAGUGUAGAUGAAGGGGAGGAGACAGGUUAAAGAAGGAUUUUUAAGCCUUGAGACAACUGAGACAUGGAUUGUGUAUGUGUGCCAUUCAGAGGGUGAAUGGGCAAGACAAAAGAUUUAAGUGCCUUUUGAACGGGGUAUGGUAGUAGGUGCCAGGCACACCGGUUUGUGUCGAAUUGCAUUCGCUGUUGGGUUUUUCCACGCUCAACAGUUUCCUGUGUGCAUCAAGAAUGGUCCACCAACCAAAGGACAUCCAGCCAACUUGACACAACCGUGGGAAACAUUGGAGUCAACAUGGGCCAGCAUCCCUGUGGAACGCUUUCGGCACCUUGCAGAGUCCAUGCCCCGAUGAAUGGAGGCUGUUCUGAGGGCAAAAGGGGGUGCAACUCAAUAUCAGGAAGGUGUUCCUAAUGUUUGGUAUAGUCAGUGUAUGGUGAUUUUAGAGGUAAGGGGUACCUGAUCCCAGAUCAGCACUGCUACUCUAAGAUGCUUGAAACAGACAGUUUAUUAGGUACACCCCCCCGUUCACCAAAAUGGUUCGCUCCUACAGACAGUUUAUUAGGUACCCCCCCGUUCCCCAAAUGUGUUCGUCCUACGACAGUUUUAUUAGGUACACCCCCCCGUUCACUCAAAUGGUUCCUCCUACAGACAGUUUAUUAGUACACCCCCGAUUCACAAAAUGGUCGCUCCUACAAUCAGUUUCUUAGGUACAAACCCCCCCGUUCCAAAAUGGUUUCGCUUCCUAUCGACGUUUAUUAGGUCACCCACCCGUCACAAAAUGUUCCCUCCUACAGACAGUUUAUUAGUACACCCCCCCGUUCCCAAAAUUGGUCGCUCCUACAGACGUUCUGAUGUCACCACCCCUUCCCAAAAUGGUUCGUUCCUACAUACAGUUAUUAGGUAUCAACACCCUUUCACCAAAAGUGGGUUCACUCCUACUAGACAGUUUUAUUAGGUACAACACCCCGUUCACCAAAAUGGUUCGCUCCUACAGACAGUUUAUUAGGUACAACACCCCGUUCACCAAAAUGGUUCCCUCCUACAGACAGUUUAUUAGGUACAACACCCCGUUCACCAAAAUGGUUCGCUCCUACAGACAGUUUAUUAGGUACAACACCCCGUUCACCAAAAUGGUUCCCUCCUACAGACAGUUUAUUAGGUACACCCCCCCGUUCACCAAAAUGGUUCGCUCCUACAGACAGUUUUUAGGUACACCCCCCCCGUUCACCAAAAUGGUUCCCUCCUACGACAGUUAUUAGGUACACCCCCCGUUCACCAAAUGGUUCCCUCCUACAGACAGUUUAUUGGUACACACCCCCCCGUUCACCAAAAUGGUUCCCUCCUACAGACAGUUUAUUAGGUACACCCCCCCGUUCACCAAAAUGGUUCCCUCCUACAGACAGUUUAUUAGGUACACCCCCCCGUUCACCAAAAUGGUUCCCUCCUACAGACAGUUUAUUAGGUACACACCCCGUUCACCAAAAUGGUUCCCUCCUACAGACAGUUUAUUAGGUACACCCCCCGUUCACCAAAAUGGUUCGCUCCUACAGACAGUUUAUUAGGUACACCCCCCCGUUCACCAAAAUGGUUCCCUCCUACAGACAGUUUAUUGGUACACCCCCCUUCACCAAAAUGGUUCCCUCCUACAGACAGUUUAUUAGGUACACCCCCCCGUUCACCAAAAUGGUUCCCUCCUACAGACAGUUUAUUAGGUACACCACCCCCGUUCACCAAAAUGGUUCGCUCCUACAGACAGUUUAUUAGGUACAACACCCCGUUCACCAAAAUGGUUCGCUCCUACAGACAGUUUAUUAGGUACAACACCCCGUUCACCAAAAUGGUUCGCUCCUACAGACAGUUUAUUAGGUACACCACCCCGUUCACCAAAAUGGUUCGCUCCUACAGACAGUUUAUUAGGUACACCACCCCGUUCACCUAAAUGGUUCGCUCCUACAGACAGUUUAUUAGGUACAACACCCCGUUCACCAAAAUGCUUCGCUCCUACAGACAGUUUAUUAGGUACAACACCCCGUUCACCAAAAUGCUUCGCUCCUACAGACAGUUUAUUAGGUACAACACCCCGUUCACCAAAAUGGUUCCCUCCUACAGACAGUUUAUUAGGUACACCCCCCCCGUUCACCAAAAUGGUUCCCUCCUACAGACAGUUUAUUAGGUACAACACCCCGUUCACCAAAAUGGUUCGCUCCUACAGACAGUGAGUCACGUGGCCGUGGCUUGCUAUAUACAGCUGGCAGACAGGCAUCGAGGCAUUCAGUUACUGUUCCAUUGAACGUUAGAAUGGUCAAAACGAGUGACCUAAGCGACUGAGCGUGGUAUGAUCGUCGGUGCCAGACGCGCCGGAUCCAUUAUCUCAGAAACAGCCGGCCUCCUGGGCUUUUCAUGCACGAGUGUCUAGGGUUUACCGAGAAUGGUGCGGCAAACAAAACACAUCCGGUCAGCGGCAGUCCUGUGGGCGAAAACAGCUUGUUGAUGAGAGGUCGAAGGAGAAUGCAGCAGACGACCACACCGGGUUCCACUCCUAUCAGCUAAAAACAAGAAGAAGUUGCUCCAGUGGGCACGCCGUCACCAACACUGGACAACUGAGGAGUGGAAAAACAUUGCCUGGUCCGACGAAUCCCGGUUCCUGUUGCAUCAUGCUGAUGGCAGAGUCAGGAUUUGGCGUAAGCAGCAUGAGUCCAUGGCCCCAUCCUGUCUGGUGUCAGCGGUACAGAUUGAUGGCGGUAGUGGAAUGGUGUGGGGAAUGGCCCCAUCCUGUCUGGUGUCAGCAGUACAGGCUGGUGGCGGUAGUGUAAUAAUGUGGAGCAGUACAGGCUGGUGGUGGUGGUGUAAUGGUGUGGGGAAUGGCCCCAUCCUGUCUGGUGUCAGCAGUACAGGCUGGUGGCGGUAGUGUAAUGGUGUGGAGCAGUACAGGCUGGUGGCGGUAGUGUAAUGGUGUGGAGCAGUACAGGCUGGUGGCGGUAGUGUAAUGGUGUGGGGAAUGUUUUCCUGGCACGUGUUAGGUCCCUUGAUACCAAUUGAUCAACGUUUGACAUGCCCCGAAGAAUUGUACUGUGCUAUAGGCAAAGGGGGGUCCGACCCGAUACUGAAACCUUGACUUUUGAAGACCUUUAACAGUAGUCUAGGUACCAGUCUGUUUCUCCUCUCUUUAUGGAAUCCAUAAUGCCCGGCUUGACAAGGACAAUAGAGUAGACAAAAGCACUUAGAGAUCUGGGACCUUUUUAAAAGUACACGUGUCCUGUUCUGUCAGUCGUGUUAAAUAUCUGUCGAGUUGAUGGUAAUGGCUGACUUAACGUGAGAUGUAUCCUGUCUGUCUUGUCAGGUUUGGUAUAGAGAUGGUGUCCUGUGACCAGGAGGGGUUGAGCCAGGAGGAAGAAGACAUCCCUCUGACCGAGGGGUUCCAGUGGGAGACGCUCUUCGGCCUCGGAGACUCUGGACCUUCCCUCGCCCCCGUGACUCCUCGCAAACGCAGCCUCUCGGAGAGCAGCGUGGCUCCUGACCGCUCGUCCGCCAACCUCUCCUCUCUCUUCGGGGGUCAGACCCAGGGUCAGGCGAUGCCGGGGGAGAGGGCACCCAGAGAUGGGGCUGGCAGGGCAGGGAAACUAAGCUCAGAGCAGCAAAGCUCCUCGUCCUUCGGAGACCCCGAGCAGCCUGAGGUGGAGGGGACACAGUGUGAGGACAGAGCACAGAGAGAAGUACAGGGGCCACUAGCACAGGGGCCACCAGGGGCCCUGGUCCAGCAGAGACCUGACUCAGUGAUGGGGGACAGCAGCUCCGGGACGGAGCAGAACGAUACGCAGGGAGCCAGGACCAAACGACGAGCAGCUGGGGACAUUCCUCAUUUAGAGAGGAAGAAUAAAAGAAUGAAGGUCAAGUCCAAGAAAGGUGAACUCAGCACACGUGACAGCAGCACGCCGUCUAUAAUAAUACGUGACAGCAGCACGCUGUCUAUAAUAAUACGUGACAGCAGCACGCCGUCUAUAAUAAUACGUGACAGCAGCACGCUGUCUAUAAUAAUACGUGACAGCAGCACGCUGUCUAUAAUAAUACGUGACAGCAGCACGCUGUCUAUAAUGAUAGGUGACAGCAGCACGCUGUCUAUAAUAAUACGUGACAGCAGCACGCUGUCUAUAAUGAUACGUGACAGCAGCACGCUGUCUAUAAUGAUACGUGACAGCAGCACGCUGUCUAUAAUAAUACGUGACAGCAGCACGCUGUCUAUAAUAAUACGUGACAGCAGCACGCUGUCUAUAAUGAUACGUGACAGCAGCACGCUGUCUAUAAUAAUACGUGACAGCAGCACGCCGUCUAUAAUGAUAGGUGACAGCAGCACGCCGUCUAUAAUGAUACGUGACAGCAGCACGCCGUCUAUAAUGAUACGUGACAGCAGCACGCUGUCUAUAAUAAUACGUGACAGCAGCACGCCGUCUAUAAUGAUACGUGACAGCAGCACGCCGUCUAUAAUGAUACGUGACAGCAGCACGCUGUCUAUAAUGAUACGUGACAGCAGCACGCUGUCUAUAAUGAUACGUGACAGCAGCACGCCGUCUAUAAUGAUACGUGACAGCAGCACGCUGUCUAUAAUAAUACGUGACAGCAGCACGCAGUCUAUAAUGAUACGUGACAGCAGCACGCUGUCUAUAAUAAUACGUGACAGCAGCACGCCGUCUAUAAUAAUACGUGACAGCAGCACGUUGUCUAUAAUGAUACGUGACAGCAGCACGCCGUCUAUAAUGAUACGUGACAGCAGCACGCUGUCUAUAAUAAUACGUGACAGCAGCACGCUGUCUAUAAUAAUACGUGACAGCAGCACGCCGUCUAUAAUAAUACGUGACAGCAGCACGUUGUCUAUAAUGAUACGUGACAGCAGCACGCCGUCUAUAAUGAUACGUGACAGCAGCACGCCGUCUAUAAUGAUACGUGACAGCAGCACACCGUCUAUAAUAAUACGUGACAGCAGCACGCUGUCUAUAAUAAUACGUGACAGCAGCACGCUGUCUAUAAUAAUACGUGACAGCAGCACGCUGUCUAUAAUAAUACGUGACAGCAGCACGCUGUCUAUAAUAAUACGUGACAGCAGCACGCUGUCUAUAAUGAUACGUGACAGCAGCACGCUGUCUAUAAUAAUACGUGACAGCAGCACGCUGUCUAUAAUAAUAAUACGUGACAGCAGCACGCCGUCUAUAAUGAUACGUGGCAGCAGCACGCCGUCUAUAAUGAUACGUGACAGCAGCACGCUGUCUAUAAUAAUACGUGACAGCAGCACGCUGUCUAUAAUGAUACGUGACAGCAGCACGCCGUCUAUAAUGAUACGUGGCAGCAGCACGCCGUCUAUAAUAAUACGUGACAGCAGCACGCUGUCUAUAAUAAUACGAGACAGCAGCACGCUGUCUAUAAUAAUACGUGACAGCAGCCUGCUGUCUAUAAUAAUACGUGACAGCAGCACGCCGUCUAUAAUAAUACGUGACAGCAGCAUGCUGUCUAUAAUGAUACGUGACAGCAGCACGCCGUCUAUAAUGAUACGUGACAGCAGCACGCCGUCUAUAAUGAUACGUGACAGCAGCACGCUGUCUAUAAUAAUACGUGACAGCAGCCUGCUGUCUAUAAUAAUACGUGACAGCAGCACGCUGUCUAUAAUAAUACGUGACAGCAGCACGCUGUCUAUAAUGAUACGUGACAGCAGCACGCUGUCUAUAAUGAUAGGUGACAGCAGCACGCCGUCUAAUGAUACGUGACAGCAGCACGCUGUCUAUAAUGAUACGUGACAGCAGCACGCUGUCUAUAAUAAUACGUGACAGCAGCACGCUGUUUAUAAUAAUACGUGACAGCAGCACGCUGUCUAUAAUGAUACGUGACAGCAGCACGCUGUCUAUAAUAAUACGUGACAGCAGCACGCCGUCUAUAAUAAUACGUGACAGCAGCACGCUGUCUAUAAUAAUACGUGACAGCAGCACGCCGUCUAUAAUGAUAGGUGACAGCAGCACGCUGUCUAUAAUGAUACGUGACAGCAGCACGCCGUCUAUAAUAAUACGUGACAGCAGCACGCCGUCCAUAAUGAUACGUGACAGCAGCACGCCGUCUAUAAUGAUACGUGACAGCAGCACGCUGUCUAUAAUGAUACGUGACAGCAGCACGCUGUCUAUAAUGAUACGUGACAGCAGCACGCUGUCUAUAAUGAUACGUGACAGCAGCACGCUGUCUAUAAUAAUACGUGACAGCAGCACGCUGUCUAUAAUAAUACGUGACAGCAGCACGCCGUCUAUAAUAAUACGUGACAGCAGCACGCUGUCUAUAAUAAUACGUGACAGCAGCACGCCGUCUAUAAUGAUAGGUGACAGCAGCACGCUGUCUAUAAUGAUACGUGACAGCAGCACGCCGUCUAUAAUAAUACGUGACAGCAGCACGCCGUCUAUAAUGAUACGUGACAGCAGCACGCCGUCUAUAAUGAUACGUGACAGCAGCACGCUGUCUAUAAUGAUACGUGACAGCAGCACGCCGUCUAUAAUGAUACGUGGCAGCAGCACGCCGUCUAUAAUGAUACGUGACAGCAGCACGCUGUCUAUAAUGAUACGUGACAGCAGCACGCCGUCUAUAAUGAUACGUGACAGCAGCACGCCGUCUAUAAUGAUAGGUGACAGCAGCACGCUGUCUAUAAUGAUACGUGACAGCAGCACGCCGUCUAUAAUAAUACGUGACAGCAGCACGCCGUCUAUAAUAAUACGUGACAGCAGCACGCCGUCUAUAAUGAUACGUGACAGCAGCACGCUGUCUAUAAUAAUACGUGACAGCAGCACGCUGUCUAUAAUAAUACGUGACAGCAGCACGCUGUCUAUAAUGAUAGGUGACAGCAGCACGCCGUCUAUAAUAAUACGUGACAGCAGCACGCCGUCUAUAAUGAUACGUGACAGCAGCACGCUGUCUAUAAUAAUACGUGACAGCAGCACGCUGUCUAUAAUGAUAGGUGACAGCAGCACGCUGUCUAUAAUGAUACGUGACAGCAGCACGCCGUCUAUAAUAAUACGUGACAGCAGCACGCUGUCUAUAAUAAUACGUGACAGCAGCACGCCGUCUAUAAUAAUACGUGACAGCAGCACGCCGUCUAUAAUAAUACGUGACAGCAGCCUGCUGUCUAUAAUAAUACGUGACAGCAGCACGCCGUCUAUAAUGAUACGUGACAGCAGCACGCCGUCUAUAAUGAUAGGUGACAGCAGCACGCCGUCUAUAAUAAUACGUGACAGCAGCCUGCUGUCUAUAAUAAUACGUGACAGCAGCACGCCGUCUAUAAUGAUACGUGACAGCAGCACGCCGUCUAUAAUGAUACGUGACAGCAGCACGCCGUCUAUAAUAAUACGUGACAGCAGCCUGCUGUCUAUAAUAAUACGUGACAGCAGCACGCCGUCUAUAAUGAUACGUGACAGCAGCACGCCGUCUAUAAUGAUACGUGACAGCAGCACGCCGUCUAUAAUAAUACGUGACAGCAGCACGCCGUCUAUAAUGAUACGUGACAGCAGCACGCCGUCUAUAAUAAUACGUGACAGCAGCCUGCUGUCUAUAAUAAUACGUGACAGCAGCACGCCGUCUAUAAUAAUACGUGACAGCAGCCUGCUGUCUAUAAUAAUACGUGACAGCAGCACGCUGUCUAUAAUGAUAAGUGACAGCAGCACGCCGUCUAUAAUAAUACGUGACAGCAGCCUGCUGUCUAUAAUGAUACGUGACAGCAGCACGCUGUCUAUAAUGAUACGUGACAGCAGCACGCCGUCUAUAAUGAUACGUGACAGCAGCACGCUGUCUAUAAUAAUACGUGACAGCAGCACGCCGUCUAUAAUGAUACGUGACAGCAGCACGCUGUCUAUAAUAAUACGUGACAGCAGCACGCCGUCUAUAAUAAUACGUGACAGCAGCACGCCGUCUAUAAUAAUACGUGACGGCAGUCCAAUCCAGAUGGUCAUGGCUCAGGUCCAAGUCUUUUUCUCGCUCAGUAAACCAUUUUAUUCUGUUUUAUUGUUCUCCAGAGCGUGUGCAGUUGGAACAACUCCUGGCUGUGUCUCUCAGAGAGGAGGAUCUGAGCCGGUCUCUACAGGGGGUCGACAUCAGCCUGAUCCAGGCCAGGGCUGCUCUUCAGACUGCCUACAUGGAGGUCCAGCGCCUCUUAGUGGUCAAACAGCAGGUAUUACAUCUUCACCCCCAGCCUAUAAUAAUAAUAAAAAUAAUAAUAAUAAUAAUAUGCCAUUUAGCAGAUGCUUUUAUCCAAAGCGACUUAGUCAUGUGUGCAUACAUUUUUUUUUGUGUGUAUGGGUGGUCCCGGGGAUCGAACCCACUACCCUGGCGUUACAAAUGCCGUGCUCUACCAGCUGAGCUACAGAGGACCACAGUGGCCCUGUCGGAUUCCAUAAAUUUCAGUUGAAAAAUGACAUCAUUAAUCCGAGUGACGAUCAUAAAGUCCUUGUCAGUGUGUGUCCCUACCAUAUGGUGUGAUCUGUUGGGACUAGAAACGGGAGGGAGCAGCUGUAGACAAUAUCCCCAGAUAGAAAUGGUCCAUGAUAACAUGAUAACGGCGAACUAACCCAUCCAAACGCCUUGGCCUGACUUCGUGUUAUUGUUUUGAUGGUCUCAGGUUUCCAUGGAGAUGAGCACUCUCAGAAGGAAGCGUAUUGAGUUGCUCCAAGGGAUCCAAGGUAAGACCCACCAGGCUUUAAUGGAUGAUUUGGUGUCAACUAAAUGACCACUCAUUUAAUGAGUCUGGUGUAAGAAUGGAUUUGACAUCUUGUCUUUUCUCACUAUUUGAAAUAUGGGUAUUGGGUAACUUGUUAUAAGCGUGUAUGAACCUUUUGUAAUGUCUUACAAUACAGCUUUUAAUAUGUUCUGUUUUGGCUCUUGGUGUGUAUCUCAGGUGGUGUCGAGAGCCUUUCCCUGCCCAGAGUGAAGAGCUGUGAAGAGGAGAUGCCUUUAGAGAUGCCCCCCUCCCUGCUGUCGUCUCUAACAGAAGCCCCUGUCCCCAGACCUAACCAGGUUCCCCUCUACCUCCCCCCCUGCUCCGCGCCCCCCUCCCUGUCCCCUAGCCCCCACGCUCAGCCCCAGGCGGUCACACAGUCAGUAGUUGUGAAGCAGGAGCCCCUGUCCCCUGGUAGGGUGACCACUGAGACGGAGGCUGCAGAGAGCACAGUCACAGUCCACCAGCAAGUUCCUCACUGCCCCAGGCCAGAGGCCACGCCAAUCCGUACAGACCCUGGCACAGGUAUGGCCUGUCAACACACACACACACACACAGAGACACACACACACACAGAGACACACACAGACACACACACACACACACACACAGAGACACAGACACACACACACACACACACAGAGACACAGACACACACACACACACACACACACACACACACACACAGACACACACACACACACACUAGUAAACGUCCAUUCAGAAAUGGCCUGAAUUGAAUCAGCUGUUUCUCAUUCUCUCUUAGAUUGUGCCCUCAGCUGCCAAUCGGUCAGCGGGAUGAGGUCUGAGCAUCACAGAGCCAGCAGAGAGCUCUCUCAGGAGGACAGCGGCCUACCUGUAGGAGCAUCUGCAGAAUGGAAGGAACCCUCCGCAGGCUCACCAGACCCGGUCCAGUCGGUAGAGAGGGGUGUCCAGGUUACCAGAGAAGACAGGGGUAACUCCGAGCCCCACCCGGCUCCGCUGUCAGGCCCGUCCAGCCGCAAGAGCUCCAGAGCCGGGGUCCAGGACCUAGAAACCCCUCCUGUCCUCGCCCUCUCCUCGCACACCUCCCCCGGCCUCCCUGCAUCCCUCGCUUCGCCCCAGGCGGAGGUGACGACCGUAAAGCGCGUGAGGAAGUUGAAGAAGAAGAGGGUGCUGAGGAAGGCCAAGGGGGCGGAGCAACAGCUUGACAACAGCGACACAGAACUGGAGGCGGAGACGACCCUCUCCCGACCCGUCAGACUCCUCCGCACCCGCAAGAAAGCCAGCGGAGGAUCCCAGCCCCAGGUCACCACAUCCACCUCCAGCCCGCCCGGAGCAGCAGAGGACAGGGGGGAGGUUAGAGUAGAGGCUCCAGGACCUCCAGGACCUCCAGGACCUCCAGGACCUCCAGCCACUAGGCCUGAGGAGAGGCAGGAGGACUCUGACUCCUCUCUAGAGAUGGUAAUGCUCCCCCAGGCAGCUCCAGCUGAGGUGGUUACCAUCGACACCUCAGGCCCAGAGGAUAGAGACAUGGAAGUGUGCAGCAUUGCCUCUCCACAGCCCCAGCCCACUGUCUUACCCCCAGCCCCAGCCUCAGCCCCAGACACACUGAAGACAGAGCCCCAGAAGCUGGCCUGCAAUGAG
Molecule: messenger RNA, 16232 nt
Organism: Coregonus sp. 'balchen'
Lineage: Eukaryota; Metazoa; Chordata; Actinopteri; Salmoniformes; Salmonidae
Source: the annotation of a GenBank genome assembly